Molecule: messenger RNA, 4185 nt
Organism: Anguilla rostrata (American eel)
Lineage: Eukaryota; Metazoa; Chordata; Actinopteri; Anguilliformes; Anguillidae
Product: mannosyl-oligosaccharide 1,2-alpha-mannosidase IB-like
Exons: 14
Coding region: 361-2298 (645 amino acids)
Biological process (GO): carbohydrate metabolic process; mannose trimming involved in glycoprotein ERAD pathway
Cellular component (GO): Golgi membrane; extracellular exosome; endoplasmic reticulum
Molecular function (GO): calcium ion binding; mannosyl-oligosaccharide 1,2-alpha-mannosidase activity
Source: RefSeq, a predicted model, not a curated record
GGUACUUCUGCAGAGAAAGCGGAGUAGCCAGUCAGAACGCUGUGUGCAAAUAUACAGUCACUUAAUAUUUUUAUUGAAAGGAACAUGAGGACGGACAGCUGUAUGUCAUGCAGCGACUGCUUUCUUACUCAAAAUCGACUAUUUAAGACAGGGGCCAUCCGGUGAAGACACUUCGACAGCAUCGCACAGAGCGGCCUGGAAUGCAAUAACUGCUAUCAGCUGAUGGAACUAACGUUUUUCAAGGAAACAAUUGAACUUGAUUUCUGGGAACAUACUGGCCGAAAUGAGAUAGUAGAAUAACGCAUGUAACGCAGCGAACUUAGCAAAUUAUACAAACAACUUAUUAAAUACUAAGAAACCAUGACCACCCCGGCUCUUCUGCCUCUGUCGGGUCGGAGAAUACCCGCUCUUGCCCCCGGUGCCUCCUCCUUCCCACAUCACAGGGCAACGCUAAGGCUCUCAGAGAAGUUCAUCCUCCUCCUCAUCCUCAGUGCCUUUAUCACGCUGUGUUUUGGAGCGUUUUUCUUCCUUCCCGACAACUCCAAACAUAAGCGCUUCGACCUGGGACUGGAGGACGUGUUGAUACCGCACAUCAACUCCAAUAAGGAAGGGAGACAUCCUAGCGGGCAAAUCAUCCACGGGCAGGGUGGACACGAUGAACACCGUCACAGGGAGGAGGAGGAGAGCCUGCAGAGCAAGAUCCGCGCGGACCACGAGCGGGCCCUGGAGGAGGCCAAGGAGAAGCUGCGGAAGAGCCGGGAGGAGCUGCGGGCCGAGAUCCGCACCGAGAAGACCCGGCUGGCCCAGGACCUGAAGAAGAAGGACGGCGCCAGGCCCCUCCCCCCGGUGCCCAUGCCCAAACUGGUGGGGGUGAACAACGGCGACCCCGGGGACCCCGACGUCAAGGAGAAACGGGACAAGAUCCGAGAGAUGAUGAAGCACGCGUGGGACAGCUACAGGCAGUACGGGUGGGGCCACAACGAGCUCAAGCCCCUCGCCAAGAAAGGACAUUCCACCAACAUCUUCGGAAAUUCCCAGCUGGGAGCCACGAUCGUGGACGCCUUGGACACCCUCUACAUCAUGGGCCUCCACAGCGAGUUCAAGGACGGCCAGGAGUGGGUCGAGCAGCACCUGGACUUCAGUGGGAAUGUGGAGGUUUCCGUCUUCGAGGUCAACAUCCGCUUCAUCGGUGGUCUCCUGGCAGCCUAUUAUUUAUCAGGACAGGAGGUGUUCAAGGUGAAGGCGGUCCAGCUGGCCGAGAAGCUCCUGCCCGCAUUCAACACCCCGACGGGCAUCCCCUGGGCCAUGGUGAACCUGAAGAGCGGUGUGGGUCGGAACUGGGGCUGGGCGUCGGCUGGUAGCAGUAUCCUUGCCGAGUUUGGGACCCUCCACAUGGAGUUUGUUCACCUGACGUACCUGACUGGAAAUCCGGUCUACUAUCAGAAGGUGAUGCACAUUCGUAAGCUGCUGGCCAAAAUGGAACGACCCAAUGGGCUGUACCCCAAUUACCUGAACCCUCGGACCGGCCGCUGGGGACAGCACCACACGUCGGUGGGGGGCCUGGGCGACAGCUUCUACGAGUACCUGCUCAAAGCCUGGCUGAUGUCCGGCCGGACGGACGUGGAGGCGAGGAAGACCUACGACGAAGCCAUAGAGGCCAUCGAGCACCACCUGAUCCGCACGUCCAGCAGCGGCCUCACCUUCAUCGGGGAGUGGAAGAACGGCCACCUGGAGCGCAAGAUGGGUCACCUGACCUGUUUCGCUGGAGGCAUGUUUGCGCUGGGCGCCGACGGCUCUCCCGACGACAAGGCGGGGCACUACCUGCAGCUGGGAGCCGAGAUCGCCCACACCUGCCACGAGUCCUACGACCGCACAGUGCUGAAGCUCGGCCCGGAGGCCUUCAAGUUCGACAGCGGCCUGGAGGCCGUGGCCGUGCGGCAGAACGAGAAGUACUACAUCCUGCGGCCGGAGGUCAUCGAGACGUACUGGUACAUGUGGAGGUUCACCCACGACCCCAAGUACCGGCAGUGGGGCUGGGAGGCGGCGCAGGCCAUUGACAAGUACUGCCGUGUGAGCGGAGGCUUCUCCGGCGUCAAAGACGUCUACUCGUCCAACCCCACCUACGACGACGUGCAGCAGAGCUUCUUCCUCGCAGAGACGCUGAAGUAUCUGUACCUGCUGUUCUCUGGCGAUGACCUCCUCCCCCUGGAGAACUGGGUGUUCAACACGGAGGCGCACCCCCUACCCGUCCUGCACCAGGGCAACCUCACCCUGCCCGGGACAAACGCCCUGCGAUAGGAGGGGCCGCACGGGACGCCCGAAGCAGGACCGUCCCGCCACUCUCCUCCCCCCUUCAGAAGGGCCGCAGGGAGAAGGGGCGGGGCCUCUGCUCCUGCACGCGGUCACGUGACGCGGUGAGCUCACGGGGGUCACCUGACCAGGCCUACUUUGUACUUUAUUCCAUUGCUUCCCAUCUGACCAAACGUCCAUGCGCAGCGCACAGGAGGACCACGGGACCGGUCUCUGCACAUUCACAGACUCUGCUGGGAGAGGGUGUAUAUUUAUCAUUCCUGGAUGGACACACUGACUGCAGCCGCUGCUGUGAGCGGAGAUAUGUGUACAUAUCUCUGCAUUUCUCUGUUUAAAAAAACAGGCUGGUGGGUAUAAACACACUGGUUUAUACUGGGCUGGGAUGGACCUUAGUUUCUGUGGAAAGACAUGCCUGCAGACGGAUAUACGGCGAUUUUCGCGGAGUGGAUGUGCACUCGUUUAUGUUGCGCACAUAGAAGAUCGUGAGGAUUUCUUUUUCUGGGGCGUUAUUUCCACCCCCCUUCCUAAUUUCUGGCUUGAACACGGUCGACGCUAACCCCAAACUACAGCACUACCUGUUUACUCCUCCCCGUGAUGACCUUUGACCUGGAACUAUACUGACUUCCUGUCACACUCACUUUGGUGGGACAGAGAGGGUCUCCAUGUUGGGUGGGGUCAGUCAGUUGGCGGUGUCCUGCUGUUUUUGUCCAUGGCCUCAUUCUCAGUCUCCGGGCUCGAGGAUCAGCUGAGAAAAAGUGUACAUUGGCCAUAGCCGUGGAUAACGUACAGUACAGUACAGUGUCAUGUUGCCCAACUGCCCCAGUCUGUGGUGACCUUUCAUCUGUAGCUCUCUCUCUCGUCCUCACAGUGGAACAGAUAAACGCUGUCUGCUUACGUGCUGUAGGAGUUGUGUAAUGGUGGGCUGUUGAUUAGGGAGCGUUCUGGAGCAGGUGCAGAAGCUUAACUGGAGAGGCUGUGCUGUGCUUCUGCGGUCUGGCUGACCAAUUGCAGUCUGAGACAUUUAAAUUACACCAAUCGCACCUCCUUCCUGGAAGUCAACUGUCCCUCAGUUCCAAACCAUCGACCGUCACGUUCAGCACCAUUAUGUUCCUCAACGUCCCGCGUCGAGUCAUUCUUAAGUCAUCCCCAAUCGAUGUUUUCAAUGAAGAUGAGGGUAUUUAAACACUGUGUGUGAUAAGCCAUGUGCUAAAUGUACAUUUUUUGAAUAAAAGGUGAGUAGGGAAAGAUUUUUUUUUUUUUUUUGACUGGUUGUCCAGUCAGGUGUCAGUGUAGGAGAGAGGGUGGGGUGCUGUGGAGGCUGGUGUAGACAGCGCUGUCUUACAUAAGAGCGCUGUGGGAGAGUCAGGACGCAGAUAAACGCGUCAGUGGGGAGCUCCCAGGGACCACACUGCCGGAGGCGCCAUGGACAUUCUGCCUUGUGCACAGUAGUGUUCAGUGUUAAAUCAACUCUUACAGUGUACUUGUUGUCCUUACCCUGUUAGAGUUGGAUUUACACUGGACUCUUUUACUGUGUCUGUAUACUCUCCUGGUUGAUGGUUGACAUUUAGACAGUGCAGUCUGCUUUAGAAGUUGCCGACUGGAUGCUCCCUUCCAGUAAAUCUCCAUACUGCCACCUAGUGGUGUAGAUCUUACGCCUCUGUUUCCCCUGUCUCCCCAAAAAGAUGAAUGUGAUGGCUAAAGAUUUCCAUACCUACCUUCACUAAACGCUGAAAAGGUGCAAUUACCCCCCCCUCCCCCCAAACAUAAAUCCAUUUUAUUCUCACUGGCCAGUACGUCCCAUGUGACAUGAUGAUGUGAUGUUGUAUGACUUCUCCAGGCAUUAUGACAUCCACCAGCACACACACAUACAUACAU